This is a messenger RNA of Varroa destructor (honeybee mite), 4774 nucleotides long. RefSeq lists its product as uncharacterized. NCBI's taxonomy places the organism in Eukaryota, Metazoa, Arthropoda, Arachnida, Mesostigmata, Varroidae. The record is from RefSeq and is a predicted model, not a curated record.
CGCACAUUGGCACGUGGUUGAUCCUUGUGGUUUGUGUAGUUCCAGAGGCCUCACUUUCCCUCCCUUAUCGCUUUCUUUUCUCUUUUCUUCUAAUUCUCAGACAUCUUCAUCGGUCCUUCAGAGGUCAGUCAUUAUCGUGUGUAGUGUAUUUUAGUGCUGUGAGUUACUGCUGGCAGAAGGAAUAUCGCCUGUUCUCUCAGUGAUAUCACAAAAUGCGUGUGCAAAGUGCAACGUGCUCUGUCGUUGUCCUCGUGCUUGGAAUAUUAGCGACAAAUGUCGGCCAUGGUGAUGCGCAAAGUACGCGCCGUCCUCUAAUUCCAGGACUGCCGUCUUUGCCGCCGAUGUUGCAAGGUCUAUCAUUGUCCAACCUUCCGGGAAUCUCGCACAUCAUGAACAUGCCACUGCCAUUCAACGUACCCUUCAGCUUUUCGUCGCUUCCACCGUUACGUCUACCGAUCCGGCUGCCGGCGAUUCUCGGAGGAGCAGGGAUGAUUCGUAACGCCACGCAUUUGAUUCGGAAUACAUUUCUCGGCUCGCCCCUCUCGUCUUCCUCACCAACGCCGGUAUCAUCUGCUUUGUCGUCUGGAUCUUCGUUGAACACCAACUCCAUCACCCAAAUGCUGACGGCUCCCCUUUUACCGCUUUUGAACCUCGGCUCCGGAGCUGCUGUAGGCCAAGCUGCCACUAGGAAUGGCGUUAUUGAUCCCACGCAGUAUGCUCAAUAUUUCCGCGCGCUCCAACUGCAAAGUGCUCACGAACGUCGCCGCCGCAGUAUCGUACAACACAUGAUUCGUCACUACCAGUCUAGCCAGCCGUUCAUUCCCACGGGCCAUCUUCAGUUGCUGCAAGUUCCCGCUGAACAACUCGCCCAAUUUCGAACGCUCUACCGUUAUCAUUGACAGCUGUUACUCAACCCCACCAAGCAAUCUUAUUGUGUAACUAACUGUUAAUUGCGAUGCGAUCGUUGUCGUCCUGGUGGUCUGUCAUUCCUCUAUGGCAGGGUAUCAGAAUCGCUCCCUACGGAACUGGACAAAUCUGUCCCGAGGCGACCAACAGUUUCCGGACACGAACAUUCAACAACGACGCUAACGAUAGGUGUCUUUUUGUAUAGUGAAUUACUGUAACGCUGGCGUAAUGAUGUGUGUGAUCUCGUGUGAGCAUACUUUCAACUGUCUUUACAUUUGAGUGGUGACAUCUGCAGUACAACAAGCUACCAUAUUCAGCAGCGGCCGCACUGAAGUUUAAAAAACUUUACGUAUUAUUAUAAAACGAAAUUGCAGGAUUGCUAGGCCUACGAAUAGUUAUCGUUGUGUCAUCUCGACGAAAAGAGACAUUCAGCAAACAUCAUACGUUAGUGCCGAACGUAUUUUAGCAUAUCAUCAACGUGUGUAUAACUAUAGUUUAUAUAUAUAUUAUAUAUGUGUGCGUCCUAGUCGAUAACCGUGUAACGUCAAUCGCCCCUUGCACAAGACCAUAGACAACUAAUAACUGUUAGAUUGAUUUAUUGACUCCCGAUUGACUAAUACUUGGCUGUUGUUAUUGACAUUGAUCAAUGAGAUACUAAUGGACAGAUUGACUGGCAUAAGCGAUCGUCGCGAUUUCCUGGCGUGCACACGCCCUUUCGUCUUCCUAUCUUUCUCUAUGCAAAAAUGAUCUUUCAUAACGCUCUCUUUUGCCUUCGUGUCUCGACCCAAUCAGCGACGACCAUUUUUUUUGGCGAUAAAAAUAAUUUCUGUGUGGUAACGAUAUCCUGUUGACACUGGCAGCACGCCGCCUCUGUCAAAGCGAAGACAAACAAUGUUCCCACAACCCACUUGACGCCAUCAUCGAUGUUACCAUCGCCAUGCGGCGAUGAUGAAUCUUGCGCGUGUCAACGAUUUUUCAAUGGAGUCAGAUAAAUCAGUCUUUCCUAGAGUUUGUGGCGGUGACGGUGUACGGUGCCACGCUGUAACGUCCGGUGUCAGGUGAAGGAACGCAUCCGCUGGUCGUGUUUACUCGUCACAUCGAACGCGGGUCUGUCCGAUUUGGCGGUGCAUUACCCGCUGAUGCCAUCAUUACCUGCAACCUCGUUCAGCGCGGGCAUUCAUACAACAAUAACGACAACGAAAAUCUACCACUAUUAGUCAUUGUCGCAACAACCAUAAUAUAUAUGUAUAUUAUAUAUAAUAUUAAUAAUAAUAAUAAUAAGGUGCUGGCGAUGAAAAAGAUGCAGAGACGAAAAAACCGAGACUGGGGGAGCAGGAAAUAAUAAGAAGUCAAACAGCCUUCGUUGCAGUAAUAUGUAAAUAUCUCCAACCACUUUUGUGUUGCCUUUUCCCAUCGCGUUUCUAGCACCAUUGGCUGUAAUAGCCGAUACAGUGCAUAGGUGUCAUUGUGUCUGGCCUAUUGUCGUGAGCACGCUAUGGGUGCAGCCAGGUACACAGGGCGGCAGUGAGGUAAGAAUCGGCAUAUUUUGAUACGUUGAACAAACAAAAAAUACCUCUAUAUACAUAAACAUAUAUAUGUAUAUACCAAUAUUGAUAGGAGAUCGCGCCAUAGUUGUAAUAGUAGAAUCCAAAAAAACUGAGCAGUUUUAGUAGGUCGAAGAUGAAAGAACUGAGCAGUUAAAGAUUGGAGACGAAAAAAGACUAGCUAGACCAGGAAUGAACCGCCGCCAGUAUCAACAUUAACUUCGCCAUCAGCAUCGCGAAUGAUUACCACCGACAUCUCCUCGGUAACGUGCAUCGGCCUGUGGUGCUCUUCGACGUCUGCACGUCAUCAAUGACGGCGUGACGACAGCUAAACGACGCUCAACGACGACGAUGAUCGUAAUGAUAGUUGAACUACCCGGGUUGGUUACGUCCGACCCGGCAGCUCGACUCGCACAGAGGCAUAUUGAUCGACAACUUUUCGGGGGACGGGUAUGAGGGUCAAGAGGAAGCCCGUGGACCGCCGAAGGGGUCGGCCAUUGACAUAGUCAAUAUUUUAGUUAUUAUUGCUAGUGAUGCAGUUAGGUGUGUCACCCGUAAAAAGGGAAAAGAUUGAAAAAAAACACCCAAGAGAUGCGCGCGAGAUGCGGUGAAAGACACGAAACGAAGGGUGAAUGCAAAGGAUAACGACAACGACUAUAUUACCGCUACUGCUAAUGUUGUUGAUAUUAAUGUUUUUGUUGUUGUUGUUGUGGUUGUUGUUACUAGAUUACUACAUGCCCCCCGUUGAUUGCGUUGUUGACAAUACACUGCGGAAGCAGUCCCCGUAAAACGGGCAUUUCCCCGGCUCUAAUUGCGUUACAUUUAGAUCAUCAUUAUCAUCUUGAUGUUUGUGUGUAAGUCGGCUCUUACCCUGGCUUUAUAGGAAACGAGUUAUGAAUCAGCUAAUACCGCUCAUGUUCACACAGUUGAACUCAGGCCCAAUUAUCAGUUGACUGAGUUAUUAUGUCUUAAUGUUUCGGGUAAGCAAAAUGUUAAGAGAAAUUCCCUAGUGAAAAGACACUAUAACCAUGUAGUAGAAAGUAUGUAGAGUGUGGCCGAUGCUAGAGAUGUGGAAUAAGCAUGAGGCGCUGAAAAUUUUCAUCACAUUAAGUAAAAUACGAUGUCCAACGGUAAGAAAUUAGACAACAACAAAUCAACAUCCAACAAUUUCAGGAGGACGACGACAGUAGCGCUAUAAUCGAAUCAACGGUUUUUUGAUACAGAUACCAAUAAAUAACACGCGAUAAUAACUGAUUUUAAUACAACAAAAACAGCUUAAAGCGCUGGUACGCUACAGAAGGAUAUUAUAUAUAUAUAUAUAUAUUAAGGGGUUAUAAAAUCAAUAAAAAAAAUCAGUGCAAUGCAAGAAAUCGAAGGCUACUAUAUUAAGAAUUAAGGAAAAGCUUUUUGGCAUAAAAAAAAUAGGUAAAGUAUGUAUAGUAAGAAUGUCCGUUAUUGUCACGGCCAGCAACCGGCAGCCCAGCAAAUACUCCCUGUCCCUAUCGCCCAAUAGAAGAUGGCUCGGGAAAAUCGCUAUCGACCAUUAUCGAUUCCUUCCGUCAGUAGUAUCAGGAGAUAGUACCAUAAAAAGAUGCUGAUAUGUAUAAAUAAGUCUAGAGCUAUAAAACUAGUAGGUAUGGUAAGGAACGAACGGGCAGAAUAUUUUUAUAUGCGAUGAAUAAAAUCGUGAGAAGAACAUGGUAAACGAGCGAAGUUAUCGCCAAACAUCAUAAUAGAAAGAAGAAGGGUAGCUCCUAUUAUAAAAAUUACAUAAAUACUAUACUAGCCGCAAAAGUGCUGCGUAUGAUUGCGUGUUUAUGUAAUGCUGGCUUCCGAUACGUGUGAUCUGGUUAAGUUGGACGCGCGCCUCUUUCAAACGGAAAUGUCGCUUUUUUGAUAUUUUUAGUUGGGCUUUGAGCAGUUCAAUCGAUGAUAUGGUGAUGCAAAGGGGUGCAUGCGUUUGGUGCGUCUAUCUCUGUAUAAACCAAUUUAUUCAAGACUGAUGCUGAGUAGUAUUAUUGCUACAUAUUCAGAUUAACGCAUAUAUAUAUAUAUAUAUAUAUAUAUAUCAGCACCUGCAUAAAGUAAAUAAUUAUCAACACAACAUGCUGAGGCAAGCUACAGAAUCUGAUGUCUGGUCGGCCAGCCGGCCAGCUAUAUUCGGCCUGCUCAUCUUACUGCCAUAAGAACCAACGAAGGCUUUUUGGCUUGUCUUUUUUUGUCCCAAAGACGGUUACCGAAGGGUACCAAACCCCAUUCGGUACACUCAGCUCGGAUAAUUUCCUUGCUAGCUAGGGGGUUCAGCACGUUGGUUAUUCUUAUAC